AUGAUAGCGAUACUAUCGAUAUUCUUGGUCGUUCUAUUUGCUCCCGGCCAUGUCCACCCCAAGUGUAUAGCGGGCGAGCUGUGCUGGCCAGACGCACAGACCUGGGCAUCCUUCAAUCGCUCCGUGGGAGGAAGAAUGAUCAGCGUGGCCCCUCCAGCAUCGCCAUGCCAUGAUCCAAACUACGAUGAGCGAGCCUGCAAUGCUGUGAGGAGCGGCUGGAACAGUCCGUUCUGGAGGACCGAUCAACCGGGUGCGCUGCAACGGACGAGCUGGGAAUUGUUUGGGGAGCAGCGCUGCCUGAUCUCCUCCAACAGGACCGCCGCUUACUUCCAGGGUGCGGUCCCGGUCUACGCGAUCAACGUUACUCGGGCGGCCCACGUCCAAGAGGCCGUCAAGUUUGCGUCCCGGCACGACUUGUGCAUCGUGAUAAAAAACAUGGGGCAUGACUUCCUCGGGUGGAGCACGGCGGUGGGAGCUCUCAGCAUUUGGGUGCACCACCUCCAGAAGAUCCAGUUCCACAAGAGCUUCAAAUGCGGCCGUGGUAGUGACCGUGGCUACUCAGCAGUGACGGUGGGAGCUGGAAUUCAGUGGGAGGAGCUCUAUUGGCUUGUCAAAGCAAAUGCGUGCCAAAACACGGACUUGUUCUGGGCUCUCCGGGGUGGCGGCGGAGGAACAUUCGGAGUUGUGCUCUCAGCAACGCACAGGACUUUUCCAGCUCUUGACAGCCUUGUCUUCGCUCCUCACAACUUCAGUGCCCCUGAUACCACCACCUUUCAGGGGCUCACUCUGUUUACGAGGUUGAAUCCCUCUCUCUUCGAUGCCGGCUGGUCCGGUUACAAAGAGUUUGUUAUGCUCUCUGCUACAUCUUUGAAGCAGGCUUGUUGUAAUGGACAAGCCUGCUUCAAAGAUGUUGCAGAGAGCCAAACUCUUUGUGUGGCUGCCAGCUGGGGUGAAAAUUCAUCCGAUAUUUUAUAUCAGCCAGUGUAA
Messenger RNA from Selaginella moellendorffii, 987 nucleotides. RefSeq lists its product as uncharacterized. The transcript is spliced from 3 exons. The record is from RefSeq and is a predicted model, not a curated record. Gene Ontology annotation, molecular function: oxidoreductase activity; FAD binding. NCBI's taxonomy places the organism in Eukaryota, Viridiplantae, Streptophyta, Lycopodiopsida, Selaginellales, Selaginellaceae. The coding region runs from base 1 to 987 and encodes 328 amino acids.